UGUAUUUUAUAACUGUUACGUUUUAUAUUGAAAGACUUUAAAGUUUGUUCGAAAAUCAGAAAAAAAUCAUUUAUGAAAAAUUCUGAGAAACGAUAAAACGAGGCAGUUGACAAUAAAACGACAAGAUAAAGCGUACCUCACGAUAAGCGAGAGAAUAGAGCCAACUGCAUGAGACGGACUUAAGGCUCUUCAUAUUAAAUUAAAGCCCGGUGCGGCGCAGUGGCCGAAAACCUGACGUGUACACCGGUCUGAUCCGCCGCCAAGUAGGUCAACCGGCGUGCGCGAGAGUGCGAGACUGAGUAAGAGAAAAAAAAACAGGAACAAGAGGAAGGACAAGCGAGAGGGGAAAGAGGAGAGAAAAGAAGGAAUGGCAUGCCACAGGCAGCGCCCGUGAAGUCGGCUCUCCUGAUGUCCAGCAGCGGCUCGCCGUAGACUUAUAAUACAAAAUGGCGAACAUUAAUAAACACCACGAAUUAUUUCGAAUCGACGACGACCGGUUCGGGCACGCGAAAUCCUGAAGAAAGGUCUACGCGAUAUUGCGCUCCUGACAUCCUAGUAUCCCAGAUUGUGCAGAGAGCGGAGUUGCGAUAGCAAUUGGCGAUCAUGGCGAGCUUCAUUGGAUCGACGGUCCUCGUGACCUUGACGAUCCUUACAUUAUUGGGAGUGUCGGCCAUACAGAACGAUAAAACGUCCUCUCAAGUGUCUCGAGAAAAUAUCGUAUUGAGCGCCAGCGCUUACACUGGACCCGAAAAAACAUCCAGCGGACGGCAACUGGACGAGUCCUUGACUUUCCAAAGGACCGUGCCGGCAUUCCAGCUGGAAAGCUCGAAGAGCGUUAACAGUUACGAAAGAGAGGAGGAUAGGUUCGCAUUUCGAGAUACGAAUCGCGAUGAGUCCGUCGACGAGCUGACGUCGUCAAAACACGUAGACCAUAUUGACGGUAAUAACAUCGAGGUGAAAGCCGGCGAAUACUAUCACAUAGCGCCCACUACUAGCGAAUCAAUGUCGGGGGAAGGACAAGGGGCUCCGCUGAGAGUAAAUCUCCUGUCGGAGCCCCAUCAGCUGGCUGGCGCGCCGAGGCAACGAGCACAGCAUUCGCCAGUAACGGAUCUGCAACGACGAGGCCGUCAAGAGAUCCCCGGGAUCUAUAGCGAACACGCGCCGCCGCCGCCGAUCCUGCAAACUGCCGCACCGGGUCAUAGACAAGCGAAUCCCGAUGUACACGAGAUUAUUAGCAACAUUGUCAAGUUCUUCAAUGGCAACAUUAAUGUGGCUGCAAACACUGUCAGGCCAUUAAGGCCGAUACAACCAACAAGGAUCAACAAUAGAGGGCCGCCCAGAAUCUCAGAUGUGCCGCCGUUACCGUCGGACUUCGACACUCCCGGUAUGAAUCCGCCACCGCCGCCGCCAUCGUCGCAUCCUUAUCCGUUCGAGAAGCCCCCUGCACCUGACAGACCAUUAUUGAAUCAGUUGCCGCCGGAAAGACCCGUUAGACCCUUCAUCAGCGGAGUGCCACUACCAGAACAAGUCGUGCCGCCUUGGAGUCGGGAUCCUGCUCAUACUGGUAAUAGGCGACCGCCCCCGCCUUACAAAUCCUCGCCGCCGCCGCUGGAUUCCAUCUUCCAUCGCGAUAAGAAUCUCUCGACGACGGAGAACGCGCAGUACGAUUUGAAACCGGAAUCCGAAACACCCCAGGAGAGCUCCACGAUAAAGAAAGAUGCUAGUCACCAAGGAACACUUAUCAAUGAUGACGAUACUAAGAAUUAUACGAGCAAUUCUAGCGCCGACAAGGAUCGAGUCGAAGCCACAGCGGCGACCGAUGACUCAGCUAUACGGAACACAACAAAGAAACCUGAAUCUGAGGAGUCCACGAAGAAGCAUAUUAUAAUUCACAAGUACCAUACACCUUCGAAGGAGACCAAGAUCAACGGCGAGGAGACAUUAAUCCUCGGUGUUGCUGCGGAUUACGUCACUCCGACUCACAUUACGCAUCAUUCGGAAUCCUCGAAGAUAGAAACGCCGUCGAACAGUCAAAGUCAAGUCAAAGUUACGAAAUCCUCGAAAAAUGACGAGAAAACAACCGCGACUGUCAAGGGGGAAAAACCGACCGAAAAAACCACCUCGAUCGUCUCGAAAACGACCACGAAGACCUUCUCAACCAGCACUUUAAACAUCGAGACUAGUUCGUCCGUCCAAGUGAUCGAAUCUACACCGACGAAAGUUAUUUUAAAACCGACUUCGAUUUCCACGGAAUCGAGCGCUGAUACCAAAUCCGGCAUAAAUUUGGAGCCUAGCAGUGCAUCAGAUAUGGAACAUACGGAACUAAUAUCCAGCGUCUCGACGCCGACCGACGGUCUCCCUUCGAGUUAUUCGAAGAGCACGGCUACGAUAGAGAAAAGCGCUAUUCAUCCUACAACUUCGAAAAAUACAGCAUCGACGGAACGUUAUCGACCACGACCUGGGAUUGUUCUGGAUGACACGCUGGAUUACACUGGAGCGCAAGGAUUGCCGAGUCAGAGGCCUUACGCACCCUCGAGGCAUCCAUCUCCCGGUGACGUCUUUGAUGUCACUGUUUCGGCAAUUCAGGGCCCCGGAGGGAGUACCGGGGACAGCGUUAGAGUAUCUCUCAACUCGGGUGGCGAUGUUAUAUUAACUAGCGCUGUCGGGGGACAAGGUUUCGUAAGUAUUGAUGGAAAAAGGACGUAUCUGAAUUUAUUCGAUAACACGGAUCGAACACCUGCACCCACCCAUGUACAACCGCAGCCAACUAGAACCCAACCGCCGCCCAUCGUCGGUACUGGUCUUGCCAUUCCGCAACCGGAGUCCCCUGUCGCUACUUCACGUCCAAAUGGACCGAAUCGGAGGCAGCCACCGUUAUAUCGAAGACCGACACAUCCACCUGUCAGAAUAGACACUUGCAUCGUGGGCGACACAAGUACUUGCGACGCAAGUCAACACGAGGCUUGUGCCACCGUUCAAGGGGUCUCGGCUUGUCACUGCAAGCCAGGAUAUGCGAGACUUCAGCAUUCGUUACCGUGCAAACGAAUCGUCAGCAUCGUUGUGUCAAUCCGAGUCGACAAGUUUUACGACAAGAAAGUCGUGUGGGAUCGGGAAUUGGCUGACAGGGAUUCAGAUUCUUAUCAGGCUCUCGCUUAUGAGGCGAAUAGAGCUGUUGAGUCUGCUAUGUCCAUGACACCAUUUUCGGAUGAGUACAUGGGAUCGUUAAUAAAUAACGUUUAUCAAGGAGACGUGAGCCAAGGACAGGGUGGAGUUUUUGUAAAUGCAACUUUGAAGCUGACCUACGAACCGAGAACAAUUAGGCCAAGUUUAGCCGGUGAGCUCCAAAGACAUCUAUUAGGUGUUAUUCAUAGAAGAAACAACAACAUUGGAAAUAGUGCUUUAUACGUGGACAGCCCAGCUGGAUCAAUAUCGAACUUACAAGAUUUGGAUGAAUGCGCUUCAUCGGAGUUGAAUGAUUGUCAUUCAUCCGCUAGUUGUGCAAAUUCUUUCGGCGGUUUUAUGUGCUCCUGCAAUCUAGGAUUGAAAGAUCCUCACAAGGACGAUCUUAACGAAUCGGGAAGAACGUGCUUGUCGUGUCCUUCAACUUAUUGCAAUAAUCGUGGCACCUGCUCCUAUCAAGGGGAUCAGAUGCAGUGCGCAUGCACCGGCAAUUACUACGGCGCGCAAUGUGAAGUCGAUGGUGAAGUCUUAGGUGUUGCUAUAGGCGCAUCUGUGGCUGCAUUAAUAAUUAUAGUGCUCACACUCAUCUGCCUCGUUAUGUGGAGUCGGAAAUGGUCUCGCGAACAAAAGUCUGCCGGUUCUCCGGUGUACGGUUAUAUUCAAGGUGGAAUACCCGGUACUCUUCCAGGAACUUUAGCAAGAGUCGGUUCUGUAGGCACUCUAGCGUCCGUAAAGCAAGGACCGCCGACGAAUUUGCCGCCUUACAUGUGGGCUCAUUUUGGAGAACACAUGGCUACAGCGAAUGUUUAUGCGACUGAACCUAUGGGUCCGACGCGACCAAGUUCGGCGAUGUUUGGUUAUCCACCUAUGAGUAUUCAUGGAACGCUACCUCCGGUCCCAUUGCCACGACUUCAGGCCCCACCACGGACGAGACAAAGACCACAGCCAGAUCCGGAUAGCUCGGAUUCUGAGCCACAAGAUAAGGACAGAGCCGACCUAAUUCCUCAAAGCAGUGGCUUUCAUGUGCCCAGACCAAAAUCAAGAUCCUCAUUAGCAAAUCAAAGUGGAAUUUAUAACGACGUGGAAUACGACCAGGGUGAUGUUCAUCAUUUAUCGAAAAACAACAUCCCGAUGUCCACUUACAGACCGUACUACAGAACGUGAAAUUCACAGCGCGAGAAGUAGCACACUCGCGCACGUGUGUCAAGGGACAACGCUAAAUAACCCGUCGCAAUAUUUAUCGUUUAAAGUGCUCAAUAAAUAGUGCAUUACGACGUGCGGUGCUGCCGGUGCAAAGUAAUCCCACGAUAGAAGCCGUGGCUCUCGUUUCAGAGUCUGAGCAAACGAAACGUUCAGGACAUAUUUCGCAAAUAGAGGAAGUAAGCUUAAUCGCAUCCGCACAUAUUAAACAGAUUACAUCUUUGCUCACUACAAAGUAACGAUUCUUGUAACAGACCCGGUGUUCUUGCAGUCACGCGAUCAUAUAGAUCGAUUCAUUUUCAGCGUAAUGGAGAUAUAUUUACUAUUCACUAGUUUUGUUAUUCUGUAAAGUCCAAAAAAUUACUUGUCAAAUAGGUCUUAUUAAGGCAAACGGUUGUUGCAUCAAUCGCACAUAUUCGACUAUUUUUAUUUACCACUUUGAUUAUUAUUGUUAGCUCAAUUCUUAGAGUAAGAAUAAUUUAUAAACAUGAAUAUUGACUGCAUUUAUUUUGAUAAAUUACGAUUGUUAAGCAGAAACUAAUUAUGAUGUUAUGAAUUUAGUACGAAAUAAUUUAAUUUUUAUAUUAAGUAGUUUUAAAAUUUAAACGAUACGUUUAAAAAAAGAUGUUUAAUUAUAUUGUAGUUAAUAUGAUUAUAAUUUAUUAAAGUUUCUCUGAAAAAGACACAAUCAAAUCGAA
This is a messenger RNA of Linepithema humile (Argentine ant), 5078 nucleotides long. RefSeq names its product pawn (gene pwn). Lineage: Eukaryota; Metazoa; Arthropoda; Insecta; Hymenoptera; Formicidae. The record is from RefSeq and is a predicted model, not a curated record. Gene Ontology annotation, molecular function: calcium ion binding.